AUGGCCAUCCAGAUUAUUCCAGAUGAAUGUUCAUCUGCCAAACACGCAAUGAAUCAAGAACCUCUAUCUCUUGGCGUCGUCAUUGACAUGGUUAUAUCAACUCUUCACAAAAUGAUGGGACUCCAAUAUUCUUUCAACAAAGAGCUUCCUAUUGCUCAGAAUCGAGAAGUUCAGGUAGUUGACCAAAGUGAGGAGAGUGCUUUGGCACAGAAUAGACUGCGUGCUCUGGAGUUUGUUCAGAGACAUAACAGCUUGAUCAAUAAGAUUGCUCAAGCUGUUGGUGAAAGAAAUGCCAUGGCAAGAGAUACUGCCUCUGGAAUGAACAUCACCAGCCAGAUUUUGGAAGAUUGUUUGUCUUCUUUGAAAGAAUCUGGUGUUGCUCCCCAGCAGAAGUAUAGAAAACAAUAA
Molecule: messenger RNA, 408 nt
Organism: Phycomyces blakesleeanus NRRL 1555(-)
Lineage: Eukaryota; Fungi; Mucoromycota; Mucoromycetes; Mucorales; Phycomycetaceae
Exons: 4
Coding region: 1-408 (135 amino acids)
Source: RefSeq, a predicted model, not a curated record